AUGUACGCAGUUACCAAAGCAACUGGGCGGUGCCUGGGCGCGCGAGAAGGAACGUGAGAAGGGGGUUUUGCCAGUUUGCACAUCCUUACAGCGUAAUCCUCCUUGAACUUCCAGACCACAGCUCCUGCUCCAAGUGUUUCCCCAGUACCCGAAGGUCAUGGGUCGGAUUUCGGGCCUUGUGCCCUCUCGCUUUCUGACGCUCCUGGCGCAUCUGGUAGUCGUUAUCACCUUAUUCUGGUCCCGGGACAGCAACAUCCUGGCUUGCCUGCCUCUGAGGUUCACCCCGGAGGAGUAUAAGAAGCAAGACAUUCAGCUGGUAACAGCACUUUCUGUCACCCUGGGCCUCUUUGCAGUGGAGCUGGCCGGUUUCCUCUCAGGAGUUUCCAUGUUCAACAGUACUCAGAGUCUCAUCUCCAUCGGGGCUCACUGUAGUGCUUCUGUGGCCCUAUCCUUCUUCAUAUUCGAGCAGUGGGAGUGUACUACAUACUGGUACAUUUUUGUCUUCUGCAGGUGCGGUAGCAUUCAUUAUCUGGGAUGGGAAGGGAAGGUUUACCCCAAAUCUGAAGAUUUUCCCAUCCAGUCCUUUUUUCCUCCAUGUUUGAGAUACCAGAUCUGCCCUCAUCGAACUUCCCUGUACUCUGGAGUUGGGGAUCAGUGGUCUGGAAAUUUGGAUAUUUAUAUUGGAAGAAGCUCUGAAACCAUUACCUCCCACAGUGCCCUCCCAGCUGUCACUGAAAUGGCAUUAUUCGUCGCUGUCUUUGGGCUGAAAAAGAAACCUUUCUGAUCAUCUUCAUGGCAGGAAGGUAGGGAGGAAGACUGGAGGAACCAGGGGCCGCUUACCGUCGUGGAAGAAGGGACGCAUAGGCUUCGAUCCUUGCUCAUUUCUUUCCACCCCCACCAUGGCCAGAGACUGCUUUGUGGGAGAGGGUGGUGAUGUUGGGGUGAUUUUCUCUUGGCUCGGAUUAGCGUUUUACUUAUAUUUUAUAAUAAAAUAUAUUUUAUGCUAAGAACAAGCCUUACACUUUCAUAAGACAAUUAGGGUGACCAAACUGCUGGAGAAAAGAAAGGCUGUUUUGCGGCUCUGCCGACCUUAAAAUAAUCUGUAGGGAUUCUAUUUUGAUUUUUUCCGUAGACGGCGGGUGGAAGGCUGUGGGCGGGGAUAUGUAAAUAAAUAAUGCGCGUAGCACGAUGUGAGCGAGGCAUUCUGGGAAGGAAGUUAUUGCUCCAUUUUUGGCAGCUGAAUGGAAAACAAAUUAUUUUAAAGAUUUCCGAAUAAAUAGUGCGUUAGAAGUGGAGGAACACUGGGUAACUGAAUUGUUCAGGCUAACCCAUAAUAUAAUCACCCUAUCUUGUAGUGGUAUCUUUUCUGCUGAGGAGUCAACAACCGAUAUUUCCACCAUAUCGUCAGGUGGGAUAAUCCUUACCUGUCCCUCCUUUUGGAGGGCAGAUAGAAUAUGAUGAUUGGAGUUUGCAUGAUACGUGAUUAGCGUUUCUGCGUGAUCAGGACUUGCAACACCCUGAUUACUCCUAUCUGAUUCUUCCUGACGAUCUUCUUUUUUUAUGUGUAGCAGUGAAUAGAUAUUUUAUCCACUGUUAUGUAAGUUCUGUGUUUUUUCGUUGUAGGGUUUUUUCUUCUUAUUUGAGGU
Molecule: messenger RNA, 1646 nt
Organism: Fukomys damarensis (Damara mole-rat)
Lineage: Eukaryota; Metazoa; Chordata; Mammalia; Rodentia; Bathyergidae
Gene: Tmem107
Product: transmembrane protein 107
Exons: 4
Coding region: 158-784 (208 amino acids)
Biological process (GO): protein localization to ciliary transition zone; non-motile cilium assembly
Cellular component (GO): MKS complex
Source: RefSeq, a predicted model, not a curated record